UUGCUAGGUUGGUAUCUUAGCAACCCCAGACGCCUGCGUUCUAAGACUGGACUUUUCUGGGGUUUUGAGACAGGUUUUGAGCUAGAACGAUGGACGUUUCACUCGAGGCAAAAACCAAACCGCUGGCUGCACUGUCAGCCUUCAGCUACGUCACACCGCGAAGAAAUGAGCCCAAACAAAUGUCCUACUUUAACAACGAAGCGAAGGUCUCAGAUGUGUCCAUGUAUGACCGAUUACACAACCAUGUUGAGGGUUAUGAUAUGAGGCUCCCCCGGGAUGACAGAAAACACUGGAAAGGAAGAGGACUUGACAUAAAUAAAGAGGAGAGGUCCAGAACUGUGCCGGUGCUGUCCUCGUCAGAGUACGGCCGUCGUCCCGCUCCCACACUCUACUUCACAGAGAGGCAGUAUGCGCGUGUAGCCUGCAUUAAAUCUGAAAUCUACAUGAAAAAUGGGAUCUUAUGGAGUGUGGAAGAAGGAUACGGAUCAGUGAGACCUUCUUAAAAGUCUGACGUAUCAGUGCAUGAAGGUGUUUUUUUCUCACUGUGGAAACUUUAAUAAUAAAAAAUGUUGUGCUCUGUA
Molecule: messenger RNA, 581 nt
Organism: Neolamprologus brichardi
Lineage: Eukaryota; Metazoa; Chordata; Actinopteri; Cichliformes; Cichlidae
Gene: cfap90
Product: cilia and flagella associated protein 90
Source: RefSeq, a predicted model, not a curated record